AUGUCUCGAGCUUUGCUCAUCACUGGUGCCACCGGAAAGCAGGGUGGCUCCGUCAUUAGAGCCCUACUUGCUGCCAAUGCCGAUUUCGAUAUUCUAGCCGUUACGAGAGACUCAUCAUCACCUUCUGCCAGGAAACUAGUCGAAAAGUCACCUCGAAUCAGCCUGGUUCAGGGUAAUCUGAAUGAUGCCGAAGGCAUUUUCGACACUGCCAAGGCAGCAUCCAAGGUGCCUAUAUGGGGCGUCUUCAGCGUUCAGACACCUGCGAUGAACAAGACCGGUCCAAUUAUCGAGGAGCGGCAGGGAAAGGCGCUUGUUGAUGCUGCCAUAAAUCAUGGUGUUCAGCAUUUUGUCUACUCCUCCGUUGACCGUAGUGGCGCGAAAUCCUUUGAAAAUGCCACUAAUAUUCCGCACUUCAAGAGCAAGCACAACAUUGAGCACCACCUCGUUCAGAAGUCAAAGGAGGCUGCCCUCGGAUGGACUAUUCUCCGCCCAGUAGCUUUUAUGGAGAACUUCGAUGGCGGGUUCCUCGGAAAGGUGUUUGCGACGUCAUGGAGGCUGGUCGUCAAGUCGCGCCCCCUCCAGCUCAUUGCCACUGCUGACAUUGGGGCCUUCGCCGCAAAGGCUUUCAUGUCACCGCGCGAAUUCAACGGGAAGGCAAUUUCUCUCGCCGGAGAUGAGUUAACCUACGAGCAGAUGGCGACGCUGUACUCGAAAAAGAUACAGUCAGGUGUGCCGGCUACUUGGGCUCUGUUAGCAAGACUGGUGCUCUGGCUGUCGGAGGAGAUGAGUACCAUGUUUACAUUUUUCGAGAAGGAGGGAUAUGGAGCGAACAUCAAGGAACUCAGGGAGGAGCACCCAGAGCUAAUGACUCUUGAAACGUGGCUGGAUAAGUCCUCGUUUCCUAAGAAGGAUGCUUAG
This is a messenger RNA of Fusarium keratoplasticum, 918 nucleotides long. Its product is annotated as NmrA domain-containing protein. The transcript has 2 exons. Bases 1 to 918 code for a protein of 305 amino acids. Lineage: Eukaryota; Fungi; Ascomycota; Sordariomycetes; Hypocreales; Nectriaceae. The record is from RefSeq and is a predicted model, not a curated record.